UCCAAUUUACCUCAUCAAAUGGGACAUCGCAGAUUCAGACAAAAAGAUCUGUUUCCAUUGAUGAGAAAAGUUGGAUUGAUGUUGCUAGGUUUGUGUGCAUGCAUGGUGGCAUCAGAAGAAAACAUUGAAAACCCUUCAACUGGUUCAUUGUGCAUCAGUGAAUGUGCCUCAUGUCCUACCAUAUGUUCACAACCUCCUCCUUCUCUUGUCACAUCAUAUUCAAACCAUCCACCUCCUUCACCUCUUACACCACAACAACACCUCACACCACCAUCAUAUCCACCUCCUCCACCACUCCUAACAUCAUACCCUUCUCCUCCUCCACUCUCAACAUCAAAUCCACCACCUUCUCCACUUCUAACAUCAUAUCCACCACCCCCUCCUCUCUUAAUAUCAAAUGAUCCACCCCCUUCUCCACUUCUAACCUUCCCUCCACCAUCACUACUACUACCACCACCUCCAAAGCCUUUACAACCUCCUCCUCCACCACCACCACCACCACCACCUUUCAAGUCCAACAACAACAACCCUCCUUCAUCAGGUUCAGGACAACCUACAGUUAUUUCUGGCCCUAACUACCCCUAUUACUAUUACUAUUCCUCAGCUGUUGCAUCUUCCUUUUCUCCACAUGUUAUACCUUUUUUCCUCUCACUGUCCUUCUUUCAUGAGCUAUUCUUUUGAUGGUUCCGGAUGAAACAAGUAUUUGUACAGUGUACAGCAAUUUGACGGACAUAUAUGUUUUUUCCUACUUCAUGUUUUACCUUUGUUGGGAACUCAUAAUGUAAUUACUGGUAGUAAGAGGAAUCAAUAUUCCUUUAUAAACUGUGACAAAUUCAAGUUUGUUAUUGAUUGAAUGAUUUUUUUAGUACUA
Vigna radiata var. radiata (mung bean) is the source of this 871-nucleotide messenger RNA. RefSeq names its product leucine-rich repeat extensin-like protein 1. The transcript has a single exon. The record is from RefSeq and is a predicted model, not a curated record. NCBI's taxonomy places the organism in Eukaryota, Viridiplantae, Streptophyta, Magnoliopsida, Fabales, Fabaceae. Bases 19 to 681 code for a protein of 220 amino acids.